Messenger RNA from Lampris incognitus (smalleye Pacific opah), 1323 nucleotides. Its product is annotated as basic salivary proline-rich protein 2-like. The transcript has 2 exons. The coding region runs from base 1 to 1323 and encodes 440 amino acids. NCBI's taxonomy places the organism in Eukaryota, Metazoa, Chordata, Actinopteri, Lampriformes, Lampridae. The record is from RefSeq and is a predicted model, not a curated record.
AUGAAUAAUGUGCGCUGGCGGCGGAAGUCAGGGCCCUCCAUGUUCAGCAGGGUCCAGCAGAGUCCAGCAGGGUUCAGCAGGGUUCAGCAGGGUCCAGCAGGGUUCAGCAGGGUCCAGCAGGGUUCAGCAGGGUCCAGCAGGGUUCAGCAGGGUCCAGCAGAGUCCAGCAGGGUCCAGCAGGGUUCAGCAGAGUCCAGCAGGGUCCAGCAGGGUUCAGCAGGGUCCAGCAGAGUCCAGCAGGUUCAGCAGGGUCCAGCAGGGUUCAGCAGGGUCCAGCAGGGUUCAGCAGAGUCCAGCAGGGUUCAGCAGGGUCCAGCAGAGUCCAGCAGGGUUCAGCAGGGUUCAGCAGGGGUCCAGCAGAGUCCAGCAGGGUUCAGCAGGGUUCAGCAGGGUCCAGCAGAGUCCAGCAGGGUCCAGCAGGGUUCAGCAGAGUCCAGCAGGGUCCAAGCAGGGUUCAGCAGGGACUCUCGACCCCCUCAACCUACAGGACCCCCGGCCCACCUCAACCUACAGGACCCCCGGCCCACCUCAACCUACAGGACCCCCGGACCCCCUCAACCUACAGGACCCCCGGCCCACCUCAACCUACAGGACUCUCGACCCCCUCAACCUAGAGGACCCUCGGCCCACCUCAACUUACAGGACCCCCGGACCCCCUCAACCUACAGGACUCUCGACCCCCUCAACCUACAGGACUCUCGAUCCCCCUCAACCUACAGGACUCUCGACCCCCCUCAACCUACAGGACUCUCGACCCCCCUCAACCUACAGCACCCCUGGCCCCCCUCAAGCUACAGGACCCCCGGCCCACCUCAACCUACAGGAUCCCCGACCCACCUCAACCUACAGGACCCCUGGACCCCAUCAACCUACAGGACCCCUGGACCCCCUCAACCUACAGGACUCUCGACCCCCUCAACCUACAGCACCCCCGGCCCACCUCAACCUACAGGACCCCCAGACCCCCUCAACCUACAGGACUCUCGACCCCCUCAACCUACAGGACCCCCGGACCCCCUCAACCUACAGGACUCUCGACCCCCCUCAACCUACAGGACCCCCGGCCCACCCCAACCUACAGGACCCCCGGCCCACCUCAACUACAGGACUCUCGACCCCCUCAACCUACAGGACCCCCGGCCCACCUCAACCUACAGGACUCUCGACCCCCCUCAACCUACAGGACCCCCCCGGCCCACCUCAACCUACAGGACCCCCCCGGCCCACCUCAACCUACAGGACCCCCGGCCCACCUCAACCUACAGGACCCCCCCGACCCCCCUCAACCUACAGGACCCCCGGCCUGAACUUAAAGGCUCUUAA